Molecule: messenger RNA, 1566 nt
Organism: Manihot esculenta (cassava)
Lineage: Eukaryota; Viridiplantae; Streptophyta; Magnoliopsida; Malpighiales; Euphorbiaceae
Product: serine/threonine-protein kinase 16
Exons: 6
Coding region: 156-1202 (348 amino acids)
Biological process (GO): protein phosphorylation
Cellular component (GO): cytoplasm
Molecular function (GO): protein serine/threonine kinase activity; ATP binding
Source: RefSeq, a predicted model, not a curated record
ACUUAAUUUCAUUUCUAUACAGAGAGAGCUCUGCUAGAUCCACUCCGCUGCUCUUCGCAUUUCCUCAGAGAAAUGCGAACCUAAAGAUCUAUCCAUCCGUUUGACCCGAGAAUCACGCGAUUUUUAGAGAGAGAGAGAUACAGACAGGCAGAGUGAUGGGGUGCACGUUUUCCGGUCUGAAUGCUCUGUACGACGCCGUUAACGGAGGAGCAGAUGUUUGGAUCAAUGAGAACAGGUUCCGAAUCGUCAGGCAGCUUGGUGAAGGUGGUUUCGCCUACGUCUACUUAGUCAAGGAGGUGGUCACCGACUCUUCUGCUUCCGCCGGUGGUGGCGGUAGUGGACUUGCCAAGAAAGUCAAGGACACUUCUCAUCUCUCUGAUGAUGGAACUUAUGCAAUGAAGAAAGUUCUCAUUCAGAACAAUGAGCAAUUGGAGUUGGUUCGUGAAGAGAUUCGCGUCUCGUCCCUGUUCAGCCACUCCAACCUGCUUCCUCUUCUUGAUCAUGCUAUUAUUGCUGUAAAGACUAAUCAAGAGGGCUCUUGGAACCAUGAGGCUUAUUUGUUAUUUCCAGUUCACUUGGAUGGAACAUUACUGGACAAUUCAAAAUUCAUGAAGGCUAAAAAGGAGUUCUUUUCUACUUCAGAUGUUCUUCAAAUAUUUCGUCAGCUUUGUGCUGGACUGAAACAUAUGCACAGUCUUGAUCCUCCAUAUGCACACAAUGACGUAAAACCUGGUAAUAUACUUCUAACACGUAGGAAAGGACAACCACCUCUUGCCAUAUUGAUGGAUUUUGGGAGUGCUCGACCAGCAAGGAGGCAAAUCCGAUCUCGAUCAGAUGCCCUAAAGUUACAGGAAUGGGCAUCUGAACAUUGUUCAGCACCGUUUAGAGCUCCUGAGUUGUGGGAUUGCCCAAGCCAUGCAGACAUUGAUGAGAGAUCAGAUAUUUGGUCAUUAGGGUGCACGCUAUAUGCAAUAAUGUAUGGGGUAUCCCCAUUCGAGUAUGCACUUGGAGAGUCUGGAGGGAGCUUACAAUUGGCCAUAGUAAAUGCUCAAGUAAAGUGGCCGGCUGGACCUAACCCUCCAUAUCCAGAAGCUCUACAUAAGUUCGUGACCUGGAUGCUUCAGCCACAGGCAGCAGUUCGCCCUUGCAUUGAUGAUAUUAUAAUUCAUGUUGACAAGUUGAUCUCGAAGUUCUCACAGUGACAUGAAAUGGGACAAAAAUGGACUGCAUUGACAAUGCAGCAACUGGCCGUCCACUUUCAGCAAUUUGGUUGCGCAGAAGUGGAUGCAGAUGUUCUAAAUACUUGAAAAUGGCAGUGAAAGAAAAUAGGAAGUUACUUGUUAAAAAGAGUUACAGUUAUAGAGAUGGUUGCUUCUUCGUCCUUCUUUCUUUUCCUAUUUUUUUUUUCUUCUUCCUUGUCACUGUGUUGUCACAACUAUCUAGUUCUGUUCUGUAAUUUAUUAAAAGAUCAUCCUGUAGCAGCCCAAAAUUCAAUCUCUUAGUUGAACCAUAAUAAUUGGCGAUGGUUGCCCAUUUAUGUUUACAGGACGCAUUCAUUUUAUUCCA